This is a messenger RNA of Gossypium arboreum, 638 nucleotides long. RefSeq lists its product as uncharacterized. The transcript has 2 exons. The record is from RefSeq and is a predicted model, not a curated record. Bases 32 to 394 code for a protein of 120 amino acids. Lineage: Eukaryota; Viridiplantae; Streptophyta; Magnoliopsida; Malvales; Malvaceae.
AUAAACGCCCAUAAUAAGCAGGGAGUUAGGAAUGGCGGGAAUUUGUCGUCAAAAUCCGAUUCUACAUCUCCUCCGCACCACCACUCAAUCACCGUCAAAUUUACACAGAGUCCACGGCGGAGCACGGUGGUGUUGCUGCUCAGUUUCACCGGAAAAUGAAAAUAAAACUAGAACGCCGCCGCUUUUAAGACUGGUAGUGAGUGGUGUUACUGAGUUGCUUAGGCUCUUUUCUUCUUCUGCCCAAGGCAACAGUAUAUUUGACAUUUUUCAUAUUAAAGCACCAGCUAUAUAUGAAGGACUCACUCUAGCUUGGAAGAAAGGGUUUUGCAAGGUUGUGACCAAAAGCGACAAGGCGUUAUUGAUUGAUAUAAUUGGGAGCAAAUUAUGGAGCUGAUAAUAACCUUUCUGAACUUCGUUUAAUACAUGAUUUAUGCAAUCAAGACUGACAACUUAAGUUUCGUCAUGUCUCGCGAGAGCAUAAUAAUUUGGCAGAUUACAUGGCCAAAGUUAUUCUUAGUAAUCUUAACAUGCAAUCAACUUUUGAAGACUUACCUGGUCAUGCUUGAUCUUUGUUUGAAGAAGAUACUCAUCAAGCAAUGGUUAAUAUAGGCUCCCAUCAACUUUAUUGAAGCUAGUUC